Molecule: messenger RNA, 2532 nt
Organism: Pleurotus ostreatus (oyster mushroom)
Lineage: Eukaryota; Fungi; Basidiomycota; Agaricomycetes; Agaricales; Pleurotaceae
Exons: 4
Coding region: 1-2532 (843 amino acids)
Biological process (GO): protein phosphorylation
Molecular function (GO): protein kinase activity
Source: RefSeq, a predicted model, not a curated record
AUGUCAGAAAAUCCAGAAUCUCGAACCCAACGCUCGGAAGCCCGACCUGCUGUCGUUCCUCAACGCGUUCAGAAUCCCGCAGUUGCACCGAUAAUACCACCACUCGAGUACCCUUCUGACCUCAACUACACCCCGAUUGUAUUUGGAAUGGCACCCCAUCAUCAUUGGUCGAUGAAGCACGUCGAGCUGAACACGCUUCGGCGAAAUGUCGUCGACGAAACGCAGGGUCACUACAUUGUCUCGAUGGACCCCAAUGAUUUCUUGCAUGAGUUCUUACCUUGGAACAACUUCAAAACUCGUGUCUUCAGAGCCUUCAAAGCUCAGAAGCCCUCGGCCGAACGGAUCAAUCACCUUAUAGCGAUGGGCGCAAAGACCGAAAGGGAAAUGUAUGGGUGUUUCAACAAUGCAUUCUCCGGUUGGCCCGACGCGCUUGGUGCCAAGUGUCGCAAUAUCAACUUCCAUGACACCCAUAACUAUCGCGACUCGUUCAGUGGCCUUGGACCUGACUGCGUGAUUGACGACCAGGAGAUUGUUCGACGACGGAAGAAACUGAAGGUUGACUUCGCCAACUUGCUCAGCUUCGUCGAAUUCAAAGUAAGCGAGCUGAUGGACGCAUUCAUCGAUGUUGAUGGCGAAGAGUACAGUGGCAAGCAGGCAGAUUCACACGAUGCCGACGAAGAGGCAGGUGGCGACGAGGUAGAAGAGGAGGACGAUAAUUUAGGCGACAUCCCAGAUGCCUACACUGCCGAAGACGAGCCCUGUGGGAAAUACAAUCCUGAGGAACCCGAGACCGACCUGGGUCUCGAGGAUGAUGCAGCACUAGCCCCGUCCAAAGCUCAUCCGUCUGAAAACGACAGCAUCGCAGGAGCAGACACGAGGGGUCAGAUUGCCAGUUACGCGGGCGUCGCCAUGGCCAUGCAGUUCCGGUCCCACUUAUUCAGUGUCCUUAUAUGCGGACGAUAUGCACGCUUCAUCCGCUGGGACCGCUCCUGUGCCAUUGUAUCUCGCCGCUUCGACUACACCGUAUAUCCCGAGAUUCUAUUCGAGUUCUACCACCGCUUCGCACAGCUCACGAAAUAUAAACGAGGGCUGCUACCGAAUUUCAAAACACUACGCAAGGAGGACGGCGAGACUGCGCUCAAAGCAUUCGAACGGUUUGCUAAAGAGACCUUUGAGGGCCAGGACAUUGAAGAAUACAAGCUACAAGCGCAGCUUCGUACUCGUUCCAUGCUGCGUAUGGAGUAUAAGGGCGAACGUUACGCCGUACCAACACCUAGUUUCGAUGGCGGCAUGUACUCCCCCUUUGGGCGCCUGACUCGGAAUCGUCCCGUGGUGCGCCUUUUGGCGCAGGAAGAAAAAUGCGAAGUUCUGUAUUUCAAGGAGUAUUGGCGCGAGCACUCUGACUUUACCGAACCAGAGUCUCGAGUAUAUGAACUCAUCUCGAAGGACGCCAAUCUAAGCAACAACCCUCAUUUCGCCACAAUGCGCGCUGGCGGAGAUAUCGAGAUAGAGGGCCAGCCGGUCAAUACCAUUGGCCACGAGUACGCAGAUUCGCCGUGGGUCGUCGGCGAGAUGCGAGUACGGAAGCUCACGGCCCAUUUCAUCAUCCUCAGUACCAUCGGUCGGGAUCUAAGAACGUUUCGGUCAGCACGCGACCUUGUCUCAUGUAUCGCCGACGCGAUGGAAGCUCACCAACUCGCAUACGACGUGCUAAAUAUCCUCCAUCGAGAUAUCAGUGCAGGCAACAUACUGAUGUCUACGCAAAAGCCUCCUCGUGGUAUCCUCAUCGAUUGGGACCACUGUAUCUUCAUGGAUAAAUUGACGAAAGACAGAGAAACAAGAGUGAAGCGAACCGGUACAUGGCAGUUCAUGUCGGCCCACUUGGCAGCGAAUCCAAAGACGGCACCCCACAGCCUCGUCGACGACCGCGAAUCCGCUCUCCAUGUUCUGAUGUACCUCGCCAUCAAAUAUCUCCGCCACAACAAGGGCGAUCACUACUGCAUGCGAGAUCUGCUUUCCAUGUUCGAUGAUUUCAUAGAAAAACCAGGAAACCCACACAAACAAGCAACUACACAAAAAUCGAAUGUUAUCAAGCUCAAGGGUCCAGAUAUCGUGUUUGAUCUCAAGCCGAUUAAUCAGCUCAUCAAGAAACUGUGCACCAAUUUCGCAGCUCGCUAUGAAAAUCCGGAAAACGAUUCCGAUUCCGAAGAUGAAGAUGCCGGGCAGUUGAAGAGAACUCGAUCGAAUCGGCUUUCCAACUUAAAAAAGAAAGACUGGCUCUAUUCUGAAUUUCGCAAGUUCGCGGCUAAGCUACCUGAACCUCAGGGCAACGAAACGGACCACGUCCAUAACUCGAAGCAUAUCCAAGAUGUUCGUCAGGGCCAGGGAAAGCGAGGGCGAGAGGAUGAUCUAUGUGAUGGAACUGAUGGGUCCAAACUGGCCAAACCCUACGAUAUCCUGGCAUUUAUGGUCAACGCUAAGCAUGAAGCAUCUGCCCCCCCAGAUCGCAAGAGGCAGUGCACCGGCAAGUAA